CUGGGGCAGGAAGUCCAUGAUCCCUAAGAUCGCCAGAAGCUGCAACCCUAGGACUAUGCAUCCUUGGGGAAACCCCUUGCAGGGGAAAAACCCAAGGCGGCCAGAACGCUGCUCUGUAGACGAGGCAACCGCCCCGUUCCAUGGUCUCCAGGUAAGCUCUGUACCUUUCAACCCAGCGGUUUUUGUCACGUGGUCUCAGCCAGUGAGACAAAUUGUCGAAGCCUGGCGGUGCCCCGGGCGGCGGCCGGGGCUGCAAAGAAGAAGAGGGUCUCUGGGCAGUACGCGACUGCAGAGAUCGGUCAAGCAGCUUCCGAGCUGCAAAAAGGGCAACGAGCCAUGUGGGGUCCGUGCGUCAAGGUCGAGGGCACCAGGGGGCCCAGAAAGUCGAGCAGCCGGCGGCUGCUUGUGUUGUUCGGGCAGCUAAAGCUGCAGUAGUCGGUCG
Messenger RNA from Fusarium redolens, 442 nucleotides. RefSeq lists its product as uncharacterized. The record is from RefSeq and is a predicted model, not a curated record. NCBI's taxonomy places the organism in Eukaryota, Fungi, Ascomycota, Sordariomycetes, Hypocreales, Nectriaceae. The coding region runs from base 17 to 424 and encodes 135 amino acids. The transcript has a single exon.